Didymodactylos carnosus is the source of this 3486-nucleotide messenger RNA. The record is from the annotation of a GenBank genome assembly. Lineage: Eukaryota; Metazoa; Rotifera; Eurotatoria; Philodinida; Philodinidae.
AUGCCUUCUCUUCCAUUACUCCCUAUACCUAACGAUGCUUGGGUCGAUGUACAUUGUGGUAAUGCAGAAUUUGUCGAAAUACACUUAGACAAACGGUAUUACGUCGGAGAAAAUAUAACACUUCAUCAAGUAGUGCGAACGGAAAACAAUCGAAUAGGGAUUAAAGGAAACUAUAAACUUUUCUGGGAUCCUGAUCAAUGUAUUGAUUUUAUCACAUCAUACGAAUGGCGAAAGGUAUUCAUUUCACUUACUGAUGGAUUCAGUUAUCUACUCCCUUUAAUUCAUGAUCUAUCACAAAUAGUGUUCAUCUAUAUCUAUUCCUCAUCGCCGGCGAAGGUGUCCUAUUCUAGUGCUGAUUAUACGAAAUUGCGAGCAAUUGUCAACGAAAAUUCACCUGAUACGGAUAAGCAAUUAUUAAGUGAUAUCGAAAUGUUUCGACGCGAUUUAAUGCCGAUUAAUGUCAUCAAUCCUAUACGACGAAAAACCAAACUUUUAAUUCAAGAACCGUUGCCGGUCGACAAAUAUUUGGUUGUUUGGAUACAAGAUGAGGAUGAUAGUACCCGUCUGGACACAUUAUCCAUAACUGAUAUAAUCAAUUAUUUGGAAGUAUUUUUUAAUAUAGAGCAAUGUAUUAAUUACAUCAAAUCAUUAGCUGAUGAUACUAAGAUAUUCUUCAUUUCAUCGCAUUCCGAUACAGAAACGGUAUUAAAGGAAGUAGCGCAUCUAUCGAAUGUCAUUUCUAUUUAUCUAUUUGACAAUUGUCAACAGAUCGCAGUCACUUUAAAUGAUUCAAAUAUCAAAGUACGUGGUAGAUAUUCUGACAUACAAAGCUUGGCUAAUCAAUUAUUCCAAGAGUACAAAAGCUUCACACAUAGUUCGGAAAUGUCAGUCAGUGUCUUCGAUAGGGAGAAAAACGAAAAGACAGUUCGAGAUUUGAGCAAAGAAAGUGCUCGAUUUCUAUGGUUACAAUUGUUAGUUGAUAUUCUCAUAAAAACACCCUAUAAUGAUCAAACGAAAGAUGAAAUGUUAGAUGAGUGUCGAAUACAUUACAAGGACAGUGCAAUUGCACAAAAGGCCAUAGAGGAAUUCGAUAAAACUUACAAAUCUACUGAAGCUCUUCAGUUUUAUACAAAGGACUCAUUUUUGUAUCGUCUAUUCAAUCGAGCGCUACGAACAGAAAAUAUUGAUUUUUUAUUCAUAUUCCGCUUUUUCUUAGCCGAUAUGUACCAUCAAUUACAAAAGCUACAUUCGGAGCAAUUUUCAAUCAGUCCAAGAUAUACUGGUAACAUGCCUAUUGUUUAUCGAGGACAAUCGAUGACAGUUGCCGAAUUCGAUCACAUCAAGAACAAUGUCGGACGUUUAAUAUCAGUGAGCACAUUUUUUUCUACCACAGAAAACUACAAUAUGGCAGUCAUCUAUUCGGGUUCGGAAGCGACAAAUCGAGAACCUGAAUCGGUAUCGGUCAUAUUUGAAAUUGAAAUGGAUCUAAUCCAUGAUGCAACUAAGAGACCAUUUGCUUCUAUCAAACAUUUGAGUCGAUUUCCAGAAGAAUGUGAAGUACUUUUUUCGGUUGGUUCGACUUUCCGCAUUCUCAGUGCUCAUGAUAAACGAACAAGCGAAGGACACUGGCACGUGAAAAUGAAAUUGGUCGAAGAUGAUAACGAUAUCAGCGAGCUUCGAAACGACCUCGAAAUUCAAUAUUCCCAGCACAAUAACUUGUGCGACUUGGGACUUGCUUUGAUAGCCAUGUGUGAUUAUGACAGAGCAGAAAGAUAUUGUCGAAGGCUACUCGAGUAUUUACCCGAAUCUAAUCCAUCCAUUGGUUAUAUACACGAAUCUCUGGGAGUCAUUUUUGCCAAUCGAGGAGAUUAUCGAACAGCAUUGAAUUUUCAAGAAAAAGCGUUGGAAGUUUGGACGAAAUUUGAUCUUCUCGGUCAGAAUCUAAAUAGCCUUAGUAGAACAUAUGUUCAUAUUGGUGCAGCUUAUCGCCACCUAGGACAAUUGGAUUUAGCAUUGAAAUACUGUUUAAUGGCUGCAGAUAUGCAGUCACCUACAGAAUCACUGGCAUUCGCAUAUAAUGAAAUUGCAAUCACUCAUCGGGACAAAGGUGAUAAUCGUUUAGCAUUAGAAUAUUUUCUAAAAUCGCUACAUGUUGAAGAACAAGUUUUGAAACUAACAAAGUAUCAUCCAAAGUUAGCUACUACAUAUAAUAAUAUCGGGGAAAUCUAUGUACAUCUGGGUGAUGACGAGAAUGCUUUAAAAUAUUUAGAGCAUGCAUUGAACAUACGUCUCAAAGGCACCGUCUCGACACACACCGAUCUUGCUGCUACAUAUCAUAAUUUAGGAAAUGUUUACCAGAGAAAGAGUGAACUAAAGAAAGCUUUAGAAAUGUAUCAAAAAGCACUGGAAAUUGACACUCGAAUAUUCCAUGACAACCAUGAAUUACUGGCAGGCUCACACAGCGCAAUCGCCAUGAUUCAUCGCAGUUUGGGCGAUUUAACGAACGCCGUGUACCAUGCAGAAAAAGGCUUGAGGAUAUUGCUACGCUCACAGGCCAAAGAUAAUCGUUCACUCGUUGUCAUGCACCAACAAAACCUUGGAUUUAUUCAAUAUCAGCUAGGCAACACCACAAAGGCAUUAAAAAUGGCAGAGAAGGCGUUACAAACUCAACUAACGUGUGUAUCUGAAGCUCAGGGUGCAGUUGCACGUACAUAUGAUUUAUUUUCAUGCAUUUAUGAGAAAGAAGGAGACAUUUCAAAAGCAUUGGAAUAUUCAGAGAAAGCGGUCGAACAGGCUAAGAUUUGGGCCAUGCGUAAUCGUACGUUCGAAUUGGAAUAUUUCUUAUCACGAUUGGAUACGCUGAAAAACACCUCUUCAAGCGGAGACAGCAAAUUUCCAACAUCGUUUACAUCGGCAAAAGUUUGGUGUGACGAUGUCGAUGUUCAAGAUCAUGUCAUAUCAAAAUCCAAGGAAGAGCUUGAACAAACUCCGGCAAAUAACAUUCUAAAACGGCUUGAAUUACUCAACAAUUUGAUUGUGAUGCAUUCGAGAAAAAAGAAUUUUUCGAUGGCAUCCAAGUGCUUUGAUGAAGCCAAUAUCAUUUACACUGAACAUCAAACGUCUGAUGUAAUAACUAAAGAACAACUCGAAAAUGAGAUGAUAACUGUAUUCCACAACACAGCUCUGGUCUAUCAUCGUCAACAAGAUUGGAACAUGUGUUCGAACAUGUUGGGCAGAUCACUCGAUCUUGUUCUGCAACAGAAGGAAGAACAUCGCAUAUUACCAGAAAUUUACUAUUGUAUGGCAUCAUCUUAUGCGCAUCGACAAGAGAUUCACAUGGCGAUCUAUUACUACGAAUUGGCUAUCAGUACUGCUAGAAAAAGACUACUCGACGAUCAUCCAGACAUGCAACGGUAUUGUUUUCAAUUGCAGCUAUAUAAAACUGCAUUAUCAGAAGCGUAUUCUAAAAGACAAUUCAAUCAUUGA